Molecule: messenger RNA, 1744 nt
Organism: Spodoptera litura
Lineage: Eukaryota; Metazoa; Arthropoda; Insecta; Lepidoptera; Noctuidae
Gene: Ubc6
Product: ubiquitin conjugating enzyme 6
Source: RefSeq, a predicted model, not a curated record
GCAGAGUUUUCAAUUGCUAAUUUCAUGGUCAUCUGACAACCAUCUCGCUGGCCGUGACGACAGAAAUUUCUACACAACGACAAAAACGGAAUCUUUUGUGUACAAGCAAAACCUACUUAAAUAGUUUAUGAACUUUGUCAUAUGAAAAGUUUCAUAAGGACAAUACAUCUCACCAAAACGAUACCUUUAUCAAAUUAGUGGCAAGUGCGUGAAACCAAAAUGUCAACUCCAGCUAGAAGACGCCUAAUGAGGGAUUUCAAACGCUUGCAAGAGGACCCACCCACUGGAGUUUCCGGUGCUCCUACUGAUAAUAAUAUCAUGAUCUGGAAUGCUGUAAUAUUUGGACCCCAUGACACUCCAUUCGAAGAUGGCACAUUCAAGCUCACAAUAGAAUUCACAGAGGAAUACCCUAACAAACCUCCAACAGUUCGAUUUGUGUCUAAAAUGUUCCACCCCAAUGUAUAUGCUGAUGGAGGCAUUUGCUUAGACAUCCUGCAAAACCGAUGGAGCCCGACAUAUGAUGUGUCAGCUAUAUUAACUUCUAUACAGUCAUUACUAAGUGACCCUAAUCCCAAUUCACCUGCAAACUCCAUGGCAGCACAGCUUUAUAAGGAGAACCGACGGGAAUAUGAAAAACGGGUGAAAGCAUGUGUAGAACAAUCGUUCAUUGACUAGCAGGGGUCAACCAGGAUCUCAGUUACAUGUGGUGUACACAAUACCUGCUGCCGAUCACGACGGCCAAUACCUCCUUAUAAAUUUCAUUGGGACAAACAUGUAAAUUAUAAAUACAUACAUUAUUACAUGCCAAGUUUACUGCAAAAGUGUACCAGAUUAAUAAAUAAGCAUGGGUUUUGGUAAACUAAACUAAUAAUUGAUAGAUAAACCAAAAUUUGAGUCAACAGGUAAUAUACAUAGACAAAUAGUUCCAUAUAAUAUUCUAUUAUAACUCAUGGACAAUAUUAAACCUUACUGCAUAACAAUAACUAUAAGAAUAAUAUCAGCAUUAUAUUCUAAUGUAUCAUCUCAUGUGUGAACUACUUUCUUUCCUAGUAUCAUUAAUACCUUGUCUCACCACAUUAUUAUAAUUAUUGUAAUUAAUGAAAUGAACAAUAGUUAUAUUUGUAAAUUGCAGUAUUUUUCAAUAGAACUAUCAUUACUAAUAAUUAGUUAAAAUGUAUGAACUUUUAUCAAGUAAAUAGCUUUGGAUGAAAAUUUACUAAAGCUUUGCUUGGCUACAAUUUUAGGCUCUGGUAGCAAUGCCAUAUCUCCAAAACUAACUAAAAUAAUUCUAUAAUUUAAAAAAUAACAAUUUACUUUAUAAUAUUGAUUAUUCAUUGUUUAGAUGACUUUUGGAGUACUUUAAUAUUUUAUUAUUAAUGAAGUAUACAUGUUAUGUAGAAAUUGUAAUUAUUUGCUGCAUUAUUGUAAUUGUUAAUUACCCAAAACCCCUCGUGGGUAUUAUCAAGUGUUUACCUAAAAUAGUACAAGUUUUAUUUUUAAUUUUCGAAAUGAUUAUCUAUUGACUCCAGUGGUUUUAUACUAAUAUAUUGUCAUAAAUAUUCUGCUGCACAAAAUUGAGUCUCAUUCAAUGUAUAUUAUAAGUGUCCCAAUGGAUAUUUUUGAAAUGUGUAGCAGUUUUCUUGUUUUCUAAUAAAGCUGAAUGUUUGAAAUGUCUUGUGUUUCAAGGACAUUUAAGUAUGUGUAAUAUUUCGUCUUCUAGUAAAAUAUUAUUUUCGGUUUAAAA